Messenger RNA from Lizanozyma spartinae, 939 nucleotides. RefSeq names its product DNA-directed RNA polymerase III subunit (gene RPC34). NCBI's taxonomy places the organism in Eukaryota, Fungi, Ascomycota, Pichiomycetes, Serinales, Debaryomycetaceae. The record is from RefSeq and is a predicted model, not a curated record. Gene Ontology annotation, cellular component: RNA polymerase III complex. Gene Ontology annotation, biological process: transcription by RNA polymerase III. Bases 1 to 939 code for a protein of 312 amino acids. The transcript has a single exon.
AUGGACGAGCUCUCCGAACAGGCACACCAAUUGCAUGAGAAGAUGUUGGAGGUGGAGGACUCCCUCCAUAACCAACAUAGCAUGCAAAAGCUAGCUCAUCUUGAGAAUACCACUGAUUUAAUGAAACUCAUUCAAGAAUUGGUUGAUCGUAAGUUGUGUAAGUUGAUCAAACAAAAUGGAGAGUUGAUGUUCAAAGCAGUUCCACAACUGGAAGCCAUGCUUGUGAAUCAGAUGACCGAUGAUGAACAGAUGAUUUAUUCAUAUAUUGAAGCUAGUGGCAGAGAAGGACUUUGGGUUAAAGCCCUUAAAGCAAGAACAAAUUUACAUGAGAAGGUAGUUAACAAAUGUUUAAAGUCAUUAGAAGGACAGAAAUAUAUCAAAACCAUUCAAUCAGUACAACAUCCUACAAGAAAGAUUUAUAUGUUGUACAAUUUACAACCAGCAUUAGAUGUUAUAGGUGGACCAUUUUUCACUGAUUCAGAAUUAGAUACAGGGUUUGUAGAAGGUUUAGGACUUUUGAUAUGGAAAUUUGUGGCCACAAGAUCGUAUCCUCAUUUCUUUCAACCUGAUACAUUAGCUAAUCCUGUUCAAGCAUCAUAUCCUGCUGGAUAUUCUGGAUUUGCAACUUUAGAUGCCAUAUGUGAAUUUAUUCUUAAUAAUGAUGUGACUAAUGUGGAAUUGAAUUCUUCAAAUAUAAGAAGUUUAUGCAAUUUAUUGGUAUACGAUGAUAAACUUGAACUUGCCAAUAAUUCCUUUGACCAAUAUACAGUUCCGUGGCAAAGUUUGGUGGAAAGUAAAUUUGGUAAAGCUUUUGAAAGUCAAAAUAAUCUUAGUCCUCAAGAUUCAACUACCUUUUCAAUAUUUGACUAUGGGAGUAAAGUACCUGUUGAAGAAGAGGAAGAGGAUAAAAUCUAUUUAGAUGCAUGGAGUCACGAUUAA